Messenger RNA from Mytilinidion resinicola, 990 nucleotides. RefSeq names its product S-adenosyl-L-methionine-dependent methyltransferase. Gene Ontology annotation, molecular function: methyltransferase activity. The record is from RefSeq and is a predicted model, not a curated record. The transcript is spliced from 12 exons. Bases 1 to 990 code for a protein of 329 amino acids. Lineage: Eukaryota; Fungi; Ascomycota; Dothideomycetes; Mytilinidiales; Mytilinidiaceae.
AUGGCCGAUGACUCAGUACCUGCAGGUGCGCUGCAGCAGGAACAGGAACAGGAGCAGGGGGGUGAUUUGCUCGAGGCGUCGGAGUCUGAUGUCGAUUCGGCGUAUAAUGACAUCGUCUCCGAAACGGCGUCUGUGACGUCUUCCAUCCUCGCUGGGAAAUUCGAGAAUGGACGGAGGUAUCAUGCUGAAACUCCCUCUGCUAAAGAUAUCGAUUAUAGCAAGAACAAGAUCGUUUUUGGUCAAGGGACAGACGGGACACUCUUUGCUCCAGUCAAGGAUCCGCAGACUAUUCUAGAUAUUGGGACGGGGACAGGUAUCUGGGCAAUUGACUGCGCCGAGGAGUACCCAGGAGCUACUGUAUAUGCCACGGACCUAAGUCCUAUCCAACCCGCAUGGGUGCCGCCAAACGUCAAGUUCGAAAUCGACGACGCCGAAAAGCCAUGGACCUUUGAUCCCAACUUCUUCGACGUCAUCCAUACGCGGACCAUGACAGGAUGCAUCCGCGACUGGCAAAGGCUUGCCCAACAAGCCUUCACCCAUAUCAAACCCGGCGGCUACUUCGAAUGCCAAGAAAUGGACUACAUGACCGUCGUGCAAUCCGACUCCCAGAACCCCGGCGAAGCCAUGCUCCUCUGGUGCAAGCAGCAAGGCGAAGCCGCCGCCAAAGCCGGCAUCUCGCUGCGCACGUCCACCAGCUAUCUCAAAAGCCUCAUGGAGAGCGUCGGCUUCGUCGACGUCGUGACCCGCGAGUUCAAGCUACCGAUUGGCCCUUGGGCGUCCGACAAGACGCUGCGCAAUGCCGGGCUGCUGCAGAUGAGCGCCAUGCUGGAGGGCAUCGAGGGCAUUAGCCUGAGACUCUUCACCCAUUAUACGAACUGGACGCUGGACGAGUUGCACGUGCUGCUGGCGAAGUGUAGGUCGGAGAUCAAGGAUAAGCGGCUGCAUGCUUAUUGGGCUUUACCGGUUGUCUAUGGCCGUAAACCAGAGUAG